AUGGUCGCAGUGUCCAUGGCCGAUGGCUGGGCUCGCGCAACAGGGAAUCCCCAAUGUGUCAUCGUCCACGUCGACGUCGGUACUCAAGCCAUCGGACAAGCCAUGCACAAUGCCAACACAGGAAGAGUCCCUGUGUUGAUAUUUGCCGGAUUAUGUCCUUACACCGAAGAAGGUUUCGUCGGAUCUCGAACAGAAUACCAGCACUGGCUCCAGGAUGCCCCUGACCAGAAGGCCAUUGUUGGUGGGUACUGUCGAUUUACUGGAGAUUUUCGGACCGCCCGUACUGUGAAGCAAACUGUCUUUCGCGCACUGCAGAUCGCGUCUAGUGAUCCCAAAGGUCCGGCGUAUAUCACCGGCGCGAGAGAGGUUCUUGCUGAGAAAAUCGAGCAACCGUUUACAGUUCAGAAGAAAAGGCAUAGUGCAAUUGGACCAGCAGCCUUGCCACAAGAUGCGGUUGAGAAUAUUGUUGAAGCAUUAGUUCACGCGAAUAACCCUCUCAUCAUUACUGGAUAUUCUGGAAGAAAUCAUGCUUGUCCAGAACAGCUUGUUAAGCUUGCGGAAGCCAUCCCAGGUCUUUGUGUCUUGGAUACUGACUGCGAUGUCCCGUGGAUUCCGUCUCGAAAUCCUCCCCGGGAGGAUGCAAAGAUUUACUACGUCGAUGUUGAUCCUUUGAACUCCUCGAUUGGAUUCUCGUUUUUUACAGCCGACGGAAGAUGGAAAGCAGAUAGCUACACAGCGCUCACUCAGCUAACAAACUAUCUCUCUUUAACUCCGAGAUUGCAGGAAAUAUUAUCUACGGAAACAUAUAAACGUAGGUGGGAAUACUUACAGAAAGCCUAUUCCGCGAAGAAAGACGCUCUAGCUAGACUUGCCACCCCUCCAUCGGAUGGAGCUCUGGAUAUCCACCAUGUCGGCUCAGCCAUAAAAACCGCAGUACCCGAGGAAACAGUUUUCGUCGUUGAAGCAGCGACCUGUGCGAUGGAUCUCUCCGACCAGCUUCAGGUAACAAUGCCAGGAAGUUGGAUCAACUCUGGGGGUGCUGGACUUGGAUGGAGCGGAGAAGCAGCCCUUGGAGUUAAGUUAGCUCACGACGCUGCAGGUCAUAACCCACCAAGCUUCAUCUGUCAAGUCGUUGGCGAUGGUUGCUUCCUCUUCAGUGUUCCAAGUAGUGUGUAUUGGAUUGCUUCACGAUAUGGCAUUCCCAUUUUGACAGUGGUGCUUAAUAACCGAGGCUGGAACGCGCCACGUCGCUCGCAUGAGCUUGUGCAUCCAAAUAGCUUGGGUGCCGCAGCUACAAACAGAGAUAUGCAUAUCUCACUUGAUCCAGCGCCAGAUUACGGUGGAAUUGCCAAAGCUGUAGCGGGAAGUUCAUUUGGGAAGACUGGAGAGGAGCUUUUUGUAGGACGAGCGAGAAAGGCGGAUGAACUGAAGAGCUUAUUGGAGCAAGCUGUCAAGGCAGUGAAAAGUGGAAGAGGUGCUCUCGUCGAAGUCGUACUGAAUGUCGAUGAAAAAGUGAAUAUCAUGGGUUACUUGACCAUGAACACCCAAGUGGCUGAGGACAAUGGUAUCAACUGCUCAUGCGGUAGGUGGCCAUCCUUCGGCUCCCUGAACGGCGAAGAUUAG
Messenger RNA from Glarea lozoyensis ATCC 20868, 1623 nucleotides. RefSeq names its product thiamine diphosphate-binding fold (THDP-binding). Gene Ontology annotation, biological process: L-valine biosynthetic process. Lineage: Eukaryota; Fungi; Ascomycota; Leotiomycetes; Helotiales; Helotiaceae. Gene Ontology annotation, molecular function: flavin adenine dinucleotide binding; thiamine pyrophosphate binding; acetolactate synthase activity. The transcript is spliced from 5 exons. Bases 1 to 1623 code for a protein of 540 amino acids. The record is from RefSeq and is a predicted model, not a curated record. Gene Ontology annotation, cellular component: mitochondrion; acetolactate synthase complex.